AUGGCUCCGGACGCGAACGCCUCUGCUGGCCCCGCGCCUGACCCGGCCACGGCGAAGAAGAACGAGCAGAAGGAGAAGUCCAAAGCCGAUAAGGCAGCCAAAUUUGCCGCUAAACAAGCCAAACUGAAGCAACAGCAGCCCCAGCCAAAAGCAGCUGCGCAAGCGACUCCGAAACCUGCGAAGGUCCAAGCCCCCGCGCUUCCCCCUUACAAAGACGAGACCCCCGCCGGCGAGAAGAAGACCAUCCAGUCUUUCGACCAUCCACAUUUCCAAGCCUACAAUCCCAAGGCCGUCGAGUCGUCAUGGUAUCAGUGGUGGGAGAAAAGCGGCUUCUUCCAGCCGCGCCCUGCGCGAACGCCCGAAACUGGCAGAUUUGUUAUCCCUUUGCCACCGCCUAACGUCACCGGCGCUCUGCACUGCGGUCAUGCCUUGGCCAAUUCGCUGCAGGACACUUUGAUCCGGUGGUAUCGGAUGAAAGGUUAUUCCACGCUCUGGGUCCCUGGCUGCGACCACGCCGGUAUCUCCACGCAGUCCGUGGUGGAGAAGAUGUUGUGGAGGAAGGAGAAGAAAACACGCCUCGAGCUUGGCCGGGAGAACUUUACGAAGCUCGUCUGGGAGUGGAAGGGGGAAUACCAUGAGCGGAUCAACAAUGCUCAGAGACUCAUGGGCGGCUCGAUGGACUGGUCACGCGAGGCUUUCACCAUGGACGAGAAUCUCAGUGCGGCGACCAUGGAAACCUUCUGUCGGCUCCACGAUGAAGGUUACAUCUACAGGUCAAAUCGUCUCGUUAACUGGUGCACCCACUUGCAGACAGCCCUCAGCUCCGUGGAGGUUGACAACAUCGAGGUUUCGGGCCGUACCAUGCUCGAUGUGCCGGGGUACGAUCGGAAGGUUGAGUUUGGCGUUUUAACCUUCUUCAAGUACCCGAUCGACGGCACCGAUCAGACCAUUGAGGUCGCUACCACUCGUCCCGAGACCAUGCUUGGUGACAGUGGUAUCGCCGUCAGCCCUGGUGACGAACGCUACGCUCACCUGGUGGGCAAGUUCGCCCGUCAUCCGUUCACGGAUCGCCUUCUGCCCAUCGUCGAAGACAGCUACGUGGAAAAGGAGUUUGGUACCGGUGCCGUGAAGCUGACACCCGCCCACGACUUCAACGAUUAUAAAUUGGGCGAGCGCCACAAGUUGGAGUUCAUCAACAUCCUGAAUGAGGACGGCACUCUCAACGAGAAUGCCGGCCCCCUGUUCCAGGGCCAGAAGCGCUUCAACGCCCGGUAUACUGUGGUGGAAGAGCUCACGAAACUCGGGCUUUAUGUGAAGAAGGAACCCAACGCCAUGACCAUUCCGCUUUGCGAGAAGACUAGGGAUGUUAUUGAACCGUACAUGACGCCCCAAUGGUGGGUCCGCAUGAAUGAGAUGGCGGAGUCCGCCGUCAGGGUGGUUGAAGAGGGGAAGGUCAAGAUCAGCCCAGAGAGUGCCAGGAAGUCCUAUGACCGUUGGCUGGCUAAUGUCAACGACUGGUGCAUUUCUCGCCAGCUUUGGUGGGGUCACCGCAUUCCAGCCUACCGCGUCAUUCUGGAAGGGGAAGAGGACCAAGGCGAAACCGAACAGUCCGUUUGGAUCGUCGGCAGAACACCGGAGGAGGCUCAGGAGAAGGCCGCCGCCAAGUACGCCGGGAAGAAGUACCGGCUUGAGCAAGACCCCGACUGCCUUGACACCUGGUUCAGCUCCGGGUUGUGGCCCAUGUCUACUCUCGGCUGGCCGAACACGGAAAGCAGCGAUUUCAAGAACUUCUUCCCCACGAGCAUGCUGGAAACCGGCUGGGACAUCUUGUUCUUCUGGGUCAUUCGCAUGAUUAUGCUGAGCGUCAAACUAACCGGCGAGGUCCCGUUCACCGAGGUGUACUGCCAUUCUCUUAUUCGCGACUCCGAGGGCAGGAAGAUGAGCAAGUCGUUGGGCAACGUCAUCGACCCGCUCGAUAUCAUCAGUGGUAUUGAGCUGGAGGACCUCCACGCCAAGCUCCUGACCGGUAACCUCAAGGAAGCCGAGGUUGAGCGUGCGACCAAAUACCAGAAGACUGCCUUCCCAGGUGGCAUCCCCGAGUGCGGCGCGGACGCUCUCCGGUUCACGCUGCUUUCAUACACCACCGGUGGCGGCGAUAUCAGCUUCGACAUCAAGGUCAUGCACGCCUAUCGCCGCUUCUGCAACAAGGUCUGGCAGGCUAGCAAGUAUGUCAUGGGUAAACUACCUGCGGAUUUUGUUCCCGCCGAGAAGCUUGACACUUCCGCCCUGUCCGUGCCUGAACGUUGGAUUCUGCACCGGAUGAACUUCGCCGUCACGGGUAUCAACGAGGCGCUGGCGGCCCGUCAAUUCUCCACUAGCACCAAGCUAGCAUACCAGUUCUUUUAUGACGAGCUGUGCGAUGUGUUCAUUGAGAACAGCAAGGGUAUCUUGAGCGACGGUACUCCCGAACAACAACAAAGUGUCCAGCAGACCCUGUUCCGCACGCUGGACGUCGCAUUGCGUCUCCUCCACCCGUUCAUGCCUUAUAUUACCGAGGAGCUGUGGCAGCGCCUCCCGCGGACCAAGGGAGAGACGGCCCCUUCCAUCAUGCUGGCCCAUUACCCCGAGCCCGACAGCGCGCUGGAAUUUGCGUCGGAUGCUGAGGACUACGAGUUGGGUCUGAAGUGUGCUGGUGGCCUCCGAUCUCUGGCUGCUGACUACAACAUCAAGUCGGACGGAACUGGUUUCAUCAAGACGUCUACCGCGGCUAGCCUGGAGAAGGUCAGCGCCCAGCUCCAGUCCAUCAAGACUCUGUCUGGGAAGGGUGUUUCGGGGGUCGAGGUACUCGGCCCUGACGUCGACGAAGCGUCUGCGCCCAAGGGCUGCGCCGUCUACGUCGUCUCUGCCGAUGUGGCGGUUCUCCUCCAGGUCAGCACCCAAAUCAAGGACAUCGACGCCGAGAUCAAGAAGAUCAACACGAAGCUGCAAAAGACCAACCUUGCCAUCACCAAGCAGCAGGAGUUGAUGGGGCGCGAGGGCUUUGAGAAGGUCAGCGACGUGGUCCUUACCGCGGAGAAGAAGAAGCUCGCCGAUGCCCAGGCGGCGAAGGAGAACUUUGAGCGGACGCUGGCCGAGUUCAGCAAGUUGAAGCUGUGA
Messenger RNA from Dichotomopilus funicola, 3156 nucleotides. Its product is annotated as tRNA synthetases class I-domain-containing protein. The transcript is spliced from 4 exons. Lineage: Eukaryota; Fungi; Ascomycota; Sordariomycetes; Sordariales; Chaetomiaceae. Gene Ontology annotation, cellular component: cytosol. Gene Ontology annotation, biological process: valyl-tRNA aminoacylation. The record is from RefSeq and is a predicted model, not a curated record. Gene Ontology annotation, molecular function: aminoacyl-tRNA deacylase activity; ATP binding; valine-tRNA ligase activity. The coding region runs from base 1 to 3156 and encodes 1051 amino acids.